This is a messenger RNA of Leptosomus discolor (cuckoo roller), 1239 nucleotides long. NCBI's taxonomy places the organism in Eukaryota, Metazoa, Chordata, Aves, Leptosomiformes, Leptosomidae. The record is from RefSeq and is a predicted model, not a curated record.
ACAAAGAGCACUUGAAGGAGAAGGAGAAGCUGGAGAUGGAGUUGGCAGCUGUGCGCUCUGCCAAUGAGGACCAGCGGAGGCACAUCGAAAUCCUCGACCAGGCCCUAAACAACGCGCAAGCCAAGGUCAUCAAACUGGAAGAGGAGCUGCGCAGGAAGCAGGCCUAUGUGGAGAAGGUGGAGAAGCUGCAGCAGGCACUGACGCAGCUGCAGGCGGCCUGCGAGAAGAGGGAGCAGAUGGAGCGGCGGCUGCGCACGCGCCUGGAGCGGGAGCUGGACUCGCUGCGGAUGCAGCAGAGGCAGGGCAGCUACCAGGCGAGCAGCCUCCCGGAGCACAAUGCCCCAGCCCUGAUGGAGCUGGUGCGGGAGAAGGAGGAGAGAAUCCUGGCCCUGGAAGCCGACAUGACCAAGUGGGAGCAGAAGUACUUGGAGGAGAGUACGAUCAGGCACUUUGCCAUGAAUGCCGUGGCCACAGCUGCCACAGAGAGGUAAGGUGGCCUUGCUGCAAGCGGGCAGCUCUCCUCCUACGGCGAGAGCGCGCUGGAGGUGCGGGGCUGGCAGGAGGAGGAGGAGAUCAUGCAAGCCAACCGGCGCUGCCAGGACAUGGAGUACACAAUAAAAAAUCUCCAUGCCAAAAUAAUUGAGAAGGAUGCCAUGAUCAAGGUCCUUCAGCAACGAUCACGGAAAGACCCUGGAAAAGCCGACAGUGCCAGCCUGCGACCUGCACGGUCCGUCCCCUCCAUCGCUGCUGCUACAGGCGUGCAUUCGCGCCAGACCUCACUGACCAGCAAUCAGAUAGCUGAGGAGAAAAAGGAAGAGAAGAUCUGGAAGGGAAGUAUAGGGCUGCUCUUGGGGAAGGAGCACCACGACCACCCAUCAGGCCCCUCACUGCCUCCUCCACUGCCCUCCUUGUCCUGCAUGCCCAUCCCAGGGCCAGCGGCCUCCCACGCGAAGACGGGCAGCAAAGACAGCAGCACCCAGACGGACAAAAGCACUGAGCUCUUCUGGCCCGCAGCCGCCUCUUUCCCCGGCCGGGGGCGGCUGGGUACCACCCCAUCACACAGCCCAGCCCCGCGGCCCCCAGGGACACGGGUGGCUGCUGAGAAACUGGAGAACUCCAGCCAUGGGAAGCCGCCCGACAGCAAAGGCCGAGUGAGCAGCUUGCUCCACAAGCCCGAGUUUCCAGAUACGGACAUGAUGGAAGUCCUCAUCUGAGCAGAGGACAGCAUCUCUGGGGUUU